Molecule: messenger RNA, 904 nt
Organism: Chenopodium quinoa (quinoa)
Lineage: Eukaryota; Viridiplantae; Streptophyta; Magnoliopsida; Caryophyllales; Amaranthaceae
Product: acid phosphatase 1-like
Exons: 3
Coding region: 73-873 (266 amino acids)
Source: RefSeq, a predicted model, not a curated record
AAUUGAAUUUAUUGGAACCUUAUUAUAACAACCUUUCUUUUUCUAACACCAAAUUUAUUCUAGGCAAUAAUAAUGUAUCUUCCUAAGAACCUCAUCAUACUUGUUGAACUCCUCCUUUUCACUCUUCUCUUUGUCACACCAUCGCAAACUCUCUCGCAACCAAAUCAAGUACCCCUCCCUACAACUUCAAAGCUCCAAAAUCACGACCACGAUCAUGAUGAGUCAUCAUCCCUCUUCUGUGAAACCUGGCGGUUUUCCGUGGAGACCAACAAUGCCGGAAAUUGGUCAACUAUACCCGUCCGUUGUCAUAAAUAUUUGAUGGACUACAUGACCGGAGAUCGCUACGUCUCAGAUUUCGGCCUUACUGCUAGAAACGCAUUGGAGUUCGCUAGAUCAGUGGAUAUAGCAGGGGAUGGGAUGGAUGCUUGGGUUUUUGACGUAGAUGACACCCUUCUCUCCACUUUUCCUAUAGUUCAUGGAUUUGGGAAGAAAAACAGGACAGAGUUCAUAAAAUGGGGAUUAACGAAAGGGACUAAGCUACCUGUCUUGAGGGCAAGUUUGAGUCUAUACAAGGAGCUGCGUAAGCUCGGGUUCACGAUCUUCCUCUUGACAGGCAGACCAGAAUGGAUAAGGAACUAUAGUGUAGCAAAUCUAAUGGAUGUAGGAUACAGUGAUUGGGAAAGAUUGAUAUUGAGGCAGCCUUCUGAUGAAAGCAAAAAGGCGAUUGAUUACAAAUCCGAAAACAGAAAGAAACUAUUAGAUCAAGGUUAUAGAAUUCAUGGCAAUUCUGGAGAUCAAUGGAGUGAUUUGCUCGGAUAUGCAAUUGCUCAACGAUCAUUUAAAUACCCUAAUCCAAUGUACUAUGUUGCAUGAUUAUGAAAUUAUAUAUGUUUUUAUGCAGCCA